Molecule: messenger RNA, 4353 nt
Organism: Manis pentadactyla (Chinese pangolin)
Lineage: Eukaryota; Metazoa; Chordata; Mammalia; Pholidota; Manidae
Product: neuferricin
Exons: 5
Coding region: 3719-4228 (169 amino acids)
Source: RefSeq, a predicted model, not a curated record
AAGUCAAGAAAGUCUCUUGCUGUUUACUUUGUCGGUAUCCCUCCACGUUCACUAGCUAUGGUGGAGAAAGUACGGAAAGAGUCGGAGCCAGGGAGGGAACUUUACGCCGAAGACUUCUUUCUUUCAGCCCUUCGUUGUCUUCUUAGUGCCGGGCAGACGAGGGAGAGAGAACGUCGCGCCAGUGACGUCGCGGCCUGUAUCUCCGCCAUCUUAGCUGUGGACGGAGAGGCGGCAACUUUAGAAAAGCGGAGGGGUUGCGACCGUGUAAAUGCUGAGGCUGGGAGGGCGUGGGCUCUGGCUGGGCCUGAUCGCGGCGGCGGCGGCGGCGGCGGCAAUGGCUGCACAGCUGAUGGGCUGGUGGCAACCCCGCGUUGGCUUUCGCCUUUUCAUACCCGAGGAGCUGGCCCGCUACCGCGGCGGCCCUGGGGAUCCGGGCCUCUACUUGGUCUUGCUGGGCCGCGUCUACGAUGUGUCCUCUGGCCGGAAGCACUACGAGCCUGGGGCCCACUAUAGCGGCUUCUCAGGUAUUCCAGGCAGCUCACGCCUUUUCCCACUCUGACGCGGGCCGGUAGCCUCUGGAGAGAGUACUUCGUUCUUUAAUCUAUUCAUCUGCUUUUUUUCUCCGUGCAUUUAUGAGUCAGACCAGCGUGGGGGCCGGGCCCUGCUGCAUGCUCCUUCUGAUGUGUUUGAUGCGGUUGCGACCCUGACCAACUGUUAUCGGCCUCUACGGUCCCUACCGUUUCCCACUGCUCUUCUUAACUUAGGCCUCCUGUCUCUUGUUAGUUACCCGUUACCCACUGGCAGAAACCCCUGGAGACCCGCUUUGUGCCACACUGAGUGGCUGUUAGGGCACAGAGAUGAAUGAGACCCUGUCCCUGAUCAGAAACAGAAGCACUGUCAGAGAAUGAAUUAAGUUCAGUUGGUGUUGCCAAGCUCCAACAGUCCAGCAGUGGAAGGGGCUUAUCCAGGGCUACACUGUUGAGUUAGAGCUGAGACUGGAAUCAAGGAUUUUAUUUACCUGUCAGUUGAGGGCAUUUUUGAUGCAGUAUUCUGCCACACUCUGAUGCAGCUGUCAUGGCACAAAUGUGAGCAUAAAACCCUCUAUUUCUGGGGUGAUUUUUCUUUUGCAGCAUGCUCUACUCUCUGCUGAGUUCCUUUGUGCCCAGGAUUCAUUCAGUAUCUAUAUUGACCACUACCAUGUGGCCUGCCUUGUGCCAGGUGCUGAGGAAUCUGGAGAUUAUAACAUGCUUCCCACCUCAGUCUAGAAGGGAAACAGAUAAUUUUCAUUUACUUGUUAGUCAAUAUUUUUAUUAUUUUAAGAUAUAAUUCACUUAAAAUCCACCCUUAUAAAGUGUACAAUUCAGUGUUUUUUGAUAUAGUCAGUUGUGCAAAUAUCACCACUAAUUCCCAAACAUUUUUAUCAUCCCAAAAAGAAACCCCAUGUCCAUUAGCAGUCACUCCCCAUUCCCUCCUCCUUUCCAACCCCUAUCUGUCUUUCUGUCUCAAAAGAUUUGCCUAUUCUGGGCAUUUUAUCUAAAUGUAAUCGUGCAUGUGGCUUUUUGUGCCUGGAUUCUUUCACUUAGCAUAACGUUUUCAAGGUUCUUCCAUGGUGUACAGCAUGUUUCAGUAGUCCAUUCCUUUUUAUGUCCCACUAAUAGCUCCAUUGCAUAGAUCCACCACAUGCCACAUUUUGAUCAUUUAUUGUUUGUUGGACAUUUGGGUUUCCACUUGUUGCCUAUUAUGAACACUGUGAACAUAGGUAUGCAAGUAUUUGGGUACACAAACAUUUUCAGUUCUCUUGGGUAUAUACUUUAGGAGUGAAAUUGCUGGGUUAUAUGGUAAGUCUGUGUUUAGUUUUUUGAGAAACUGCCAGAUUGUUUCCUGAAGUGAUGCCCCAUUGUACAUUCCCAUCAUCAAUAUAGUAGAGUUCCAGUUUCUCCACAUCCUCACCAAAUUUGUUAUGGUCUCUCUUUUCUUUUUUUUUUUUCCACAGCCAUUUCAGUGGUUUUGAUUAUUUGUAUUUCCCCAUAACUAACGAUGUUGAGCAUCUUUUCAUGUGCUUAUUGACCAUUUGUACAUCUUCCUUGAAGAAAUGUCUAUUCAGAUCAUUUGUCCAUUUUUCAAUUAGGUUGUUUGUCUUUAUAGUUGAGUUGUGACAGCUCCUUUUAGAUACUGGACUCUUAUUAGAUAGAUGAUUUGCAAAUAUUUUCUCCUGUAAGUUGGCUUUUCACUUUCUUGUUGGUGUCCUUCAAUGCACAAAAUUUUUACAUUUUGAUCAAGUCAAAUUUAUUUUUCCCUUGGUUGCUUGUGCUUUUGUCUUAGUCUAAGAAGCCAUUGCCUAAAACAAUGUCACAAAGAUUUAUACCAAUGUUUUCUUCAAGAGUUUAUAGUUUUGGCUCAUUACUCAGGCCAUUGAUCUAUUUUGAGUUAAUUUUAUAUAUGGUAUGAGAUGGGGGUCCCAUUUCAUUCUCCUCCAUGGGGCUAUUCAGUUAUCUAAGCACCAUUUGUUGAAAAGACUAUUCGUUUCCUCAUUGAAUUGUCUUGGCACCCCUAUCGAAAAUCAAGUGGCUGUAAAUGUGUGGGUUUCAUUUCAUUCAGUUUUUACUGGGAAUAUACUAAAGAUCAGGCACUACCAGACACUGGGAAAUCAAUCCUAAAGGAGUUUGGUGUGCUCUUUUCCCCUCUCUACAGACUCGUAGAAAAGACAGACAUUAAGUAGUUGUCACAUAAACAGUUAGGGAAUUAUUUUUGUGACAAGUGUUAAAAGGAAAACAUUUGGUGUUACCAAAUGCCCUAACCUAGUGGGGGAGGAGGAAGGAGAGGAUGGGAGCCCAGUAGCAAGGCAAGGUUGAUGAUGGCUGGUACAGGGCCCUGAAUGGCCUUUUAAGGGAUUUGGAGGUUAUCAUAGAGCAAAAGGAAGCCACUGAGGAUUUUUUUUUUUUUGAGAGGGCAUCUCUCAUAUUUAUUGAUCAAAUGGUUGUUAACAACAAUAAAAUUCUGUAUAGGGGACUCAAUGCUCAAUGCACAAUCAUUAAUGCACCCCAAGCCUAAUUCUCAUCAGUCUCCAAUCUUCUGAAGCAUAACGAACAAGUUCUUACAUGGUGAACAAAUUCUGCCACUAAGGAUUUUUAAGCAAGAGAAUGACAUCAGUUUGUAUUUAAAUGAUCACUCGAAGUGUUGUAUAGAAAACAGGUUAGUGGGGAAAGAGUGUAUAUAGGGAUACCUACUGGGGGUUUACCGUAUGAUGGCAGCCUAGGCUUGCUUUAGUGGUCAAUGGAGAAAUGUAGACUGAUACAGAAAGUAUUUAGGAAGAAACUUUAGGACUUUAGGGACUGAUUGGAUGCAAGGGAUGAAAGGAGGUGUUAAGGACUGCCUUUCAGGAUUGAGAGACUGGUUGAUAUUUACCAAAAUAGGGAAUACUAGGAGAGACGCAGGUGUUCUGGGGCCAGGAGGCUGCUUACCAUUUGUUCAGUGUGGACUGUGAGAAGUAUACUCACUGGUCCAAACUCAGUAAGUGGACAUGGAGACAAGGAGAACAGCGGAGCGAGGCUUUAAUGGUGAUCUUGCAACAUCAGGUGCCUGGUUAGGAGCCACACCGAGGCAGUUGGAGCAAGUAAUCUAUUCCCUAGCAGGCUGAGACGCCUCCAGAGCGUUUGUGACUGGGGACUACUCUGAAGCAGGCCUUGUGGAUGAUGUAUGUGACCUGUCAUUUUCUGAGAUGCUGACACUUCAAAAUUGGCUUUCAUUCUAUGAGAAGAAUUAUGAAUUUGUUGGAAGGGUGAUAGGAAGGUUCUACAGAGAGGAUGGGCUGCCUACCCCAGAACUGAUGCAGGUAGAAGCUGUGAUUGCCGAAGACUUGGAGGCAAGUAAACAGGAUCUGAAAGAGAAGCAGAAGUUUCCACCAUGCAAUGCUGAGUGGAGCUCAAACAAGGGCAGCCGGUUCUGGUGUUCCCAAAAGAGUGGAGGAGUAAGCAGAGACUGGAUCGGCGUCCCCAGAAAGCUGUAUAAACCUGGUGCCAAGGAGCCCCACUGCGUGUGUGUGAGAACUGCUGGUUCCCCUAGUGACCAGAUGCUGGACAACCCUACACACAGAAAUCGUGGGGACUUGGACCACCCCAACUUGGAGGAGUUUGUAGGCUGCCCACGCCUAGCCACCACAUGCUCCUUCCCACUCUCAGCCGGUGCCCUGUACACUGAUGACCCACAGAGAACCCUGCCUAGAACCUGAUCCCUCUGAACAAAGCAGUUACUUAAAACUCCAAAGAAACAAUGCUGCUAUGUAAGCACGCGCCAUGGUCCUAUUUGAUGCCGUCAUCCCACAGUGAGCACCAGCUGCAUGGCCUGGAAGCCAAG